CCUCCUCCGUGGUGGUAGUGGUGGGACUCCCCGCGGCUGCUGCCCCUCCUGCCGCCCCCCACCGCAGUAGCGGCCACAGCUUGGUCAGCGGCAGCAUCAUGCAGGCCAACGGGGCAGGAGGAGGAGGAGGAGGAGGCGGCGGCGGAGGCGGAGGAGGUGGCGGCGGCGGUGGCAGCGGCGGCGGCGGGGGCCAGGGACAGACCCAGGAGCUCGCCUGCCUCUCGGCCCAGAAUGGGGAGUCGUCCCCCUCGUCGACUUCGUCCGGGGGGGACCUGGCCCAUGCCAAUGGGCUCCUGCCCUCUGCCCCCUCCGCCGCCAGCAACAAUAGCAACAGCCUGAAUGUCAAUAACGGGGUCCCCGGCGGGGCGGCCUCCGCCUCGUCCGCCGUCGCCGCGGCCACCUCGGCCACCACGGCCGCGUCUUCCUCGGCUGUGGCCGCCUCGGAGCUGGGCAGUAGCCUGAAAAAGAAGAAGAGACUCUCCCAGUCAGAUGAGGAUGUGAUUAGGUUAAUAGGACAGCACUUGCAUGGCUUAGGGCUCAACCAGACAGUUGAUCUCCUCAUGCAAGAGUCAGGAUGUCGUUUAGAACAUCCUUCUGCUACCAAAUUCCGAAAUCAUGUCAUGGAAGGAGACUGGGAUAAGGCGGAAAACGACCUGAAUGAACUUAAGUCUUUAGUGCAUUCUCCUCAUGCUAUUGUGAGGAUGAAGUUUUUGCUGCUGCAGCAGAAGUACCUGGAAUACCUGGAGGAUGGCAAGGUCCUGGAGGCUCUUCAAGUUCUACGCUGUGAAUUGACGCCCUUGAAAUACAAUACAGAGCGAAUUCAUGUCCUCAGUGGGUACCUGAUGUGUAGCCAUGCAGAAGAUUUACGUGCAAAAGCAGAAUGGGAAGGCAAAGGAACAGCUUCUCGAUCUAAACUUUUGGAUAAACUCCAGACCUAUUUGCCACCAUCAGUGAUGCUUCCUCCAAGGCGUUUACAGACUCUGCUACGUCAAGCUGUGGAGCUACAGAGGGAUCGGUGCCUAUAUCACAAUACCAAACUUGAUAAUAAUCUAGAUUCUGUGUCGCUGCUUAUAGAUCAUGUUUGUAGUAGGAAACAGUUCCCAUGUUAUACACAACAGAUACUUACAGAACACUGUAAUGAAGUGUGGUUCUGUAAGUUCUCUAAUGAUGGCACUAAACUAGCAACAGGAUCAAAGGAUACAACUGUUAUUAUAUGGCAAGUUGAUCCGGAUACACACCAGCUAAAAUUGCUUAAAACAUUAGAAGGGCAUGCUUAUGGUGUUUCUUAUAUUGCUUGGAGUCCAGAUGACAACUAUCUUGUUGCUUGUGGCCCAGAUGACUGCUCUGAGCUCUGGCUCUGGAAUGUACAAACAGGGGAGCUGAGGACAAAGAUGAGCCAGUCUCAUGAAGACAGUUUAACAAGUGUGGCUUGGAAUCCAGAUGGGAAACGCUUUGUAACUGGAGGGCAGCGUGGACAGUUCUACCAGUGUGAUUUAGAUGGUAAUCUCCUUGACUCCUGGGAAGGGGUAAGAGUGCAAUGCCUUUGGUGCUUAAGUGAUGGGAAGACUGUUUUGGCAUCAGACACACACCAGCGAAUUCGGGGCUACAACUUUGAGGACCUUACAGAUAGGAACAUAGUACAAGAAGAUCACCCUAUUAUGUCUUUUACUAUUUCAAAAAAUGGCCGAUUAGCUUUGUUAAAUGUAGCAACUCAGGGAGUUCAUUUAUGGGACUUACAAGACAGAGUUUUAGUGAGAAAGUAUCAAGGUGUUACACAAGGAUUUUACACAAUUCACUCAUGUUUUGGAGGCCAUAAUGAAGACUUCAUCGCUAGUGGCAGUGAAGAUCAUAAAGUAUACAUCUGGCACAAACGUAGUGAGCUGCCAAUUGCAGAGCUAACAGGACACACACGCACAGUUAACUGUGUGAGCUGGAACCCACAGAUUCCAUCCAUGAUGGCCAGUGCUUCAGAUGAUGGCACCGUUAGAAUAUGGGGACCAGCACCUUUUGUAGACAACCAGGAUAUUGAAGAGGAAUGCAGUAGCAUGGAUAGUUGAUGGCGAAUUCGGAGCAGACGACUUCUGUUUAACUUAAAAUUAGUCGUAUUUUAAAUGGCUUGGGAUUUGGUGCAAACAAACAUGAUUGAUAGCUGGACAGACAUGCUCGUCAUGAAAAAAAAAGAACCAUUUCUGAAGCCCGAUCGGGGCCAAACAUUUACCACCUUGCUUCAUAGUAACCAGUUGAGAUGAAGCACGUCGUUAGAACGUUGUUGGACACCGUGUUGAAUUACCCCCCCAUCGGUUGUGAAGAACUGUGCUACAUUCAGGCUACCCAUUGAACUCAGUAUAUAUAUUUUUUUCCUUCCUGCCUUUUUGUCUGGCGGGCUACCAUUCUUGUUGCUCUUCUGUGUAAUGAAGUUUAAAUGCUUGUUUGGAAAACUUUAUUUAACAGUUUAGAAGGCUUGAUAGAAAGAGUGCUUUAGUCUGAAGAGUAUACGUUGGAUAGGAAAGUUAUUUCCUUCUCUUGUUUCUCUAAAUCUCUCCGCCUUAUUUAGCUUGAGAUCUUUGCAGCUUGGUUCAUGGAUUCUAGCCUUGCCCGUUGCGCAGUAUAUACUGAUCCAGAUGAUAAACCAGUGAACUAUGUCAAAAGCACUCUCAAUAUCACAUUUGACAAAAAGUUUUGUACUUUUCACAUAGCUCGUUGCCCCGUAAAGGGUUAACAGCACAAUUUUUUUUAAAUAAAUUAAGAAGUAUUUAUAGGAUUAAAGUGACUUCAUUUGUAUACAUUUGGAACUUAAACCAGCUUAAAAACAGUGUCAUCUAUGACAUAGAUAUGCAGUAUAACUGAUGAUCUUCUGGAGUACCAUACAAGACAUGGUCAGAAACAGUGCUCAGAAGGACUUUACACAGGCAAUUAAGAGUAAAAUUUUUGAGGUCUUUUGUUUUUGUUCUUACAGCCAUCACUCAUCUUUAAAAUGCUAACUUCUAGAUGCACAACCAACGUGAUAGAAUAGAACAAGGUCAACUUAGGAUUUCUCAAAUGCUUAUCCAAGUUUUUCAUGAAAUUGGAAAUCAAAAGAUGAAAAAGAAUAGAAACCUAAAGAAAUGCUACAAUCUUGGCUACAUUUUUUAAAUCUCAAAAGUAAUUUAAGAGGCUCAUAUCCAGAUUAUAAUACAUAUUGAGUUUAUAAACAUCCAUUUUUCCCUACAUUACAAGUUUUUCCUCUAUGUUUUGAUCUAUAGGGAUGCAUAGAUUUUAAAGAAUACCCCUUUUAAGUUGAAGUUAAAAAUAUUGCCAUACUGGACCUCAUUCUAAACUGGUGCUGUGGAUAGAUUUCUUUUUUCUGGUUUUUGUUUUUAAAUAUAAGGAAUGGUUUCCUUUGUAAAAAACAAAAAAACAAAAAACAAAAAAGCACUUUUAUUUUGAAUAUUUUACACUUCUGAAAAUAAGCCAAGAGCCUGAUGUUCAUGUUGUGCUUUUUACCCCAUCACAGUUGAAUAUGGCACACUUGGUCUCCCUUGAAAUUCCCUUCUUUUUCAGGUAAAGGACAAGAUAGGGUAGACCACAGCUUUUGGUUAGGGGAAAAGGUAUCAGGAUGAACCCAGAGUGAAAGAUCAUGAUCAGUACAAGUCUUGAACUGGAGUUACAGCUCCCUUUAGGACCAGCCGUCUACACUAUAGUUAACCACUGUGGAUAGACUUCUCCAGAAUCCACGUGGGGAAGGAAAAGGCAUGGGUGGCUUGGAUAUCACGGAUUCUUCCAUUAUUUGGGGGGAGAGGGGGAGGAAAACUUGGUUGGUGGGAGGAAUAAUACGGGGGUGGGGGAGGAGAGAGAAACACAAAUUGGCCUUAAAAUAGCAGAUUCUCCCCAAAGCUUGCAGUAAGAGAGAAAUUAAUAGAUUGUGGUCAACAGAUUAUUUAUCAAAUUGGUAUAUAACCUUAAAGAUUUUCAUAGUGUCUUUACUCUCCAUUUUGCAGAGAUCGCCACUUAGAGAAUCAAAGAAUUCCUGUCUGUUUUGAUACUUCUGAGUUAGAAUAAGAACUAUAUGUUACAGCUUAUCUGGUACUUCAUUUUUCUUAACUAAAAUUACUUUUUACUUUAAGCUUGAAUAAAAGUCUAUUGGUAACUGUA
This is a messenger RNA of Trichosurus vulpecula (common brushtail), 4131 nucleotides long. RefSeq names its product WD repeat domain 26 (gene WDR26). Gene Ontology annotation, biological process: proteasome-mediated ubiquitin-dependent protein catabolic process. Gene Ontology annotation, molecular function: protein binding. Lineage: Eukaryota; Metazoa; Chordata; Mammalia; Diprotodontia; Phalangeridae. The record is from RefSeq and is a predicted model, not a curated record. Gene Ontology annotation, cellular component: GID complex. Bases 99 to 2057 code for a protein of 652 amino acids. The transcript is spliced from 14 exons.